UCAGAGCUAAGGCGCAUGCGUCCCCUGAAAUUGCCUCCACCCGGUCUACCUUCCGGUUUCCAGUUGCGGCCUCCAAGGGGCGGGCAGAAGCUGGAAACAUGCGGCUGUCGGUCGCUGCAGCCAUCUCCCAUGGCCGCGUAUUUCGCCGUGUGGGCCUCGGUCCCGAGUCCCGCAUCCAUCUGUUGCGGAACUUGCUCACAGGGUUGGUGCGGCACGAACGCAUCGAGGCUCCAUGGGCGCGUCUGGACGAGGUGAGGGGCUACGCGGAGAAGCUCAUCGACUAUGGGAAGCUGGGAGACACCAACGAACGAGCCAUGCGCAUGGCUGACUUCUGGCUCACAGAGAAAGACUUGAUCCCAAAGCUGUUUCAAGUUCUGGCCCCUCGAUACAAAGAUCAAAAUGGGGGCUACACAAGAAUGCUGCAGAUCCCAAAUCGGAGUUUGGAUCGGGCCAAGAUGGCAGUGAUCGAGUAUAAAGGGAACUGCCUCCCACCCCUGCCUCUGCCUCGCAGAGACAGCCACCUUACACUCCUAAACCAGCUGCUGCAGGGUUUGCAGCAGGACCUCAGCCAAAGCCAGGAAGCAAGCAACCAAGGAUUUAACUGCAUCUGAAGAGUCUGCAGCCCUUAAUCAGUGCCCAUGAUCACAGGCCUUUGGAGCGCUUUUACUCUCUGAGAAGAACUGGAGCUAGAGAUGUAAAAUGGACAGUCUUAAUGGGAUUGAGAACCUUCUGGGAGCCAGAUGACCCUCUCUUUGCACAAUAGAUAAAAGUCUUUAUAUGAAUAUAUAUAAAUUCAUUUCUUUUUUCCUUCCUGUGGGAUUUCUGGAGAAUGAGAAUUAUCCAAAUGCUCGGUCUACCUGGGAUAGUAAAUUCCUGGCUUAUGCUUCUGGUCCUUAAA
Molecule: messenger RNA, 898 nt
Organism: Rhinopithecus roxellana (golden snub-nosed monkey)
Lineage: Eukaryota; Metazoa; Chordata; Mammalia; Primates; Cercopithecidae
Gene: MRPL17
Product: mitochondrial ribosomal protein L17
Exons: 3
Coding region: 99-611 (170 amino acids)
Biological process (GO): translation
Cellular component (GO): ribosome; mitochondrial large ribosomal subunit
Molecular function (GO): structural constituent of ribosome
Source: RefSeq, a predicted model, not a curated record